Messenger RNA from Pistacia vera, 2368 nucleotides. Its product is annotated as alkaline/neutral invertase E, chloroplastic-like. Gene Ontology annotation, cellular component: chloroplast. NCBI's taxonomy places the organism in Eukaryota, Viridiplantae, Streptophyta, Magnoliopsida, Sapindales, Anacardiaceae. Gene Ontology annotation, molecular function: sucrose alpha-glucosidase activity; endo-alpha-N-acetylgalactosaminidase activity. The record is from RefSeq and is a predicted model, not a curated record. The coding region runs from base 186 to 2126 and encodes 646 amino acids. The transcript is spliced from 7 exons. Gene Ontology annotation, biological process: sucrose catabolic process.
CUCCUCUUGUUUCGGACCUGAGAGAGACUACGAAAGCCUGCAAAUUCCCCGGAGAUAAAAAACAAUAUAUAGAAAAAACCAGGCGUGAAUCCUGAUGAUAAAAACAGGUUUUGUAAACUAGGUUCAGAGGUCAUCCUUUGAGGUGCAAGCUGAAGAUAUUUAUUGAGUUUAAUUUACAUAGCCCGAUGGUUGCUUCCAAAGCAGUUCUACAGGUUUUCUCGAGGGCCUCGCCUUGUGUGUAUUCAUAUGAUCGGGGUAUCUAUAGUUCAAAUUCAGUUCUUUCCCCUAAAUCUAAUGUAAUCUGUAUAAAGAACAAAGGAAUUGGAUACACCAAAUGGCAUAACGGUUUGCAAAACCGCUUGAGUGUGUAUGGUUUUCGCUGUGGAGAACCUGGAGAUGGUGAUUCUCAUGGAAAGACAAGUGGUAAUAGGUUGAAGUUUUUUAUUUGCAAAUGCCGAGGAGUUGAAAGCACUGGUGGCCUAACUGCAGAUGAUGGAAGAAGAACAUCACUUCCUGUUAAUGGGAAAUCUAGUGUGCCAAGAAGUCAAGAUUUUGAGUUUACCCAACAAUCAAAAAAUGAAAAUGGAGGUUUUGCAUCAAAUGAUAAGUCAGAAGCUUCUGGAGCAAUUAUAGAUACAAUCGAUAAGGCUUAUUCAACAUCAAUUGAGGAAGAGGCAUGGGAUUUACUAAGAGCAUCCAUGGUUUAUUACUGUGGGAAUCCUAUUGGAACAAUUGCUGCUAAUGACCUAAGUAGUUCUACCAUCCUGAACUAUGAUCAAGUAUUUAUUCGUGAUUUCAUACCAUCUGGAAUAGCAUUCCUUUUGAAAGGAGAGUAUGAUAUCGUACGGAAUUUCAUUCUUCACACCCUUCAGUUGCAGAGCUGGGAGAAAACCAUGGAUUGUUAUAGUCCUGGUCAAGGACUGAUGCCUGCCAGUUUCAAGGUGCGCACUGUUCCACUAGAUGGUGAUGAUUCUGCAACUGAAGAUGUAUUAGACCCUGAUUUUGGUGAAGCUGCAAUUGGUCGUGUUGCACCUGUUGAUUCUGGAUUGUGGUGGAUCAUAUUAUUACGAGCGUACGGAAAAUGCUCUGGGGAUCUUUCAGUGCAGGAGAGAGUUGAUGUGCAAACUGGCAUUAAAAUGAUUUUGAAGCUGUGCCUUGCUGACGGUUUUGAUAUGUUCCCAACUUUAUUGGUAACUGAUGGUUCAUGCAUGAUAGAUCGUCGCAUGGGAAUUCAUGGCCAUCCUUUAGAAAUUCAGGCACUUUUUUAUUCUGCAUUGCUGUGUGGACGUGAAAUGCUUGCUCAGGAGGAUGGAUCUGCUGACCUUAUGAGAGCUCUGAACAAUCGUCUAGUUGCAUUGUCAUUCCACAUCAGGGAAUAUUACUGGAUUGAUAUGAAAAAACUUAAUGAAAUUUACCGUUACAAGACAGAGGAAUACUCUUAUGACGCAGUUAAUAAGUUCAACAUCUACCCAGAUCAAAUUCCUCCCUGGCUGGUGCAGUUUAUGCCCGAUAGAGGAGGCUAUUUGAUUGGAAAUCUUCAGCCAGCUCACAUGGAAUUCCGUUUCUUUUCUCUUGGAAAUUUAUGGUCUAUUGUAAGCUGUCUUGCUACACUGGAUCAAUCACAUGCCAUAUUGGAUCUCAUUGAAGCAAAGUGGGCAGAAUUAGUGGCAGAUAUGCCCUUCAAAAUAUGUUAUCCUGCUCUUGAGGGUCAGGAAUGGCGAAUUAUAACAGGCAGUGAUCCCAAGAACACUCCUUGGUCUUAUCACAAUGGAGGUUCUUGGCCUACAUUGCUCUGGCAGCUUACUGUUGCAUGCAUAAAGAUGAAUAGACCAGAGAUUGCUGAAAAAGCUGUCAAACUUGCUGAGCGGCGUAUAUCUGGAGAUAAGUGGCCUGAAUAUUAUGAUACAAAGCAAGGAAGAUUUAUAGGGAAGCAGUCACGGCUAUUUCAAACUUGGUCAAUUGCUGGGUAUCUUGUGGCGAAGCUCCUCCUCGCCAACCCAAAUGCCGCAAAAAUUCUUGUAAAUGAAGAAGAUUCAGAACUUGUAAACACCUUUUCGUCCAUGAUUAGUGCUAACCCACGUAGGAAUCGUGGCCGAAAAGUAUUGAAGCGGUCCUUCAUUGUAUGAGUUUAGACUAUGAAGCAAUGAAGGGUCACAGCAUGGUAAUACUAAUACCAUACUGUUGUGAAGUAGUUUCGUUUUAGCAAAUACAGUUUCUGUAAAUAUGAUAUAUAGCCUCAUAGUAUUAUCAAGAUUGAUAUAGUGUCACACCACUUGAUCCUUUUCCUUCUGGUUUUGUAACCGUGGACCAUUUUUCUCUUUUGAGGACUUGAGGAAAAUAUGAAUGUGAUUAACGCAAUGAUUUGUCA